AGUGAGAGUACAGUACUCGUUUAAAAAUUUGAAUUUAUUUAGAAAUUAUGGUAUGUUAAACAUUUCCAAGUUUCUGUGCAGCGAUUAUCACCGCCCAAACUAAAAUCAAUGAAAGUGGAUAAUGCUGGGUCUCGUAGAGAACAGUGUUUCUCCAGCGAAAGUAACGACAGGCCUGGAGACGUCUUCCACCCGGAUUUCUUACAAGGAAAAGCUGCUUUUUUUGACAUCUCAGUUAGAAAUUCUUUUACCAAUCAUUUCAUCAACAGUUGCUCUACCAAAGCAGGAGCUGCCGCCGAAGCUGGCGAAGUUCAGAAAGACCUUCGCUACGAUUCAGACGUCACAAGCGCAGGAGCCAGUUUUUACCCUAUGAUUGUUGAGACAUAUGGAACAUGGUCCACAUACAGCUUGGAGAUCAUAAAAGUGAUUGCAAGGAAAACUUCAGUUUUGAACAAAUUACCUGUUAGCAGAAUAGUAUGUAACAUACAUGAACAACUAGCAGUACGACUUUGGCAGUAUAAUGCCAGGAUGGUUUUGGACAGGCUACAUUUGGUCUGUCAUGGAGAGUAAAAUAAAAUAAAUAUAUUUAUAAAAAAAAAAAAAUAAAAAAAAAAAAAAAAUAUAAACUAUUUAGAUAUAACGCAUAGUGUGCAGCACUGUGGUUGAACAGACUUUUAGAUAUCUAGAUAUCAAAAUACGUGUGUAAUCCUUGUUCGAAAUCAGGAUGGAAGACAGCACCUGGACGCAUGUUGUUUGUCGACUGAGCAGUGUUGUUCUCUUGGACAGUUGGCAUUCGACUCAAAGAGCGUGAAGGAAGACAUCACACAGAGCAUCAUGACCACGUGUUCUCCAUUUCCGUUCACCACAGCAGGUGAUCCCCAAAACGAUCCAAACUCUGGUUGCAAGAGCACUGACUCGUUUCGGAAACAAGAAUUGGAACUCCAAGCCAAAGGUGCAAAGAUAUCAUCAACUCUUUCUGGGGUAUGACAAGGUCAAGAUUUACUGGCUUUCAAUGUUUCUCCCAAUAGCUUUUCUUAUACUGACGCGUGAUGUCGUCGUUUCAUUCAAUUUCUCGUCGCUUCGCACGUGAUCGUUGGUAGGGUUCUCACCAACACAGAGGCAAAACAGUUAAUUGACGAGCGUGUGUAGCGAGGUGGGUCGCACAACAGAAAGGGGCGUGGUCCUAUAGGGCUAUCUCGGUCUAAAUAAAUAUUUAAAUAC
Molecule: messenger RNA, 1218 nt
Organism: Corticium candelabrum
Lineage: Eukaryota; Metazoa; Porifera; Homoscleromorpha; Homosclerophorida; Plakinidae
Exons: 2
Coding region: 109-567 (152 amino acids)
Source: RefSeq, a predicted model, not a curated record